Molecule: messenger RNA, 1209 nt
Organism: Lycium barbarum (goji berry)
Lineage: Eukaryota; Viridiplantae; Streptophyta; Magnoliopsida; Solanales; Solanaceae
Exons: 5
Coding region: 1-1209 (402 amino acids)
Source: RefSeq, a predicted model, not a curated record
AUGGAAAAGACUCGUGUGGUGGCAGCAGCAGCUAAUGAGGUACCCGCGCCGGCCACUGGGGUUGCAGCAUAUGGUAAAGGACAGGCCGCUAGGGCCACAGUUCGUGGAGGAGGCCAGGCCAGGGUACCAGAACCAGCAGGAUUACCUCCACUGACUUGGACAGAGUUUUAUCAGGUGUUUCUAGAUAAAUAUGUUCCUCGUACCUUAAGGGAUCGCAGGCGUGAUGAGUUCAACAACAUUGAGCAGGGUAAUUUAUCUGUGGCUGCUUAUGAGGCUCAGUUUCAUUUGUUGUCUCGCUAUGCCCUCCAGCUUGUUCCUACUGAGGAGGAGAGGGUUAGGAUAUUUGUGAAGGGGUUCAGCACUGCCCUUCAAUUGUCAGCUCUUCAGCUUGCAGCCAUAGGUGAUCUUUUUCAGGAAGUGGUGCAUCAUCUUAGGACUGUCGAGGGAGUUCGGCAAGAGGUUUUGAUGCAGGAAAAUAAGGUGAUUUCUUAUGUAUCCAGACAGCUGAAGAAUCAUGAGAAGAACUAUCCUACUCAUGAUUUGGAGUUGGCAGUGGUGGUGUUCACAUUGAAGAUUUGGAGGCACUACCUCUAUGGUUCCCAUUGCGGGAGGGAUCUAAAUUCUAGGCAACGGAGAUGGAUGAAGUUGCUUAAGGAUUAUGACAUUAUUAUCUUAUACCAUCCUGGCAAGGCAAACGUGGUGGCAGAUGCCUUGUGCAGGAAAUCAACUAGUAUAGGGAGUUUGGUUCGUUUGAUUGCGUCAGAGCGUCCAUUGGCCAGGGAGGUUCAGACUCUAGCUAAUAGUUUCAUGAGGCUUGAGGUGUCUAAUUCAGGCAGGGUAUUGGCUUGUGCUGAGGCGAGAUCCUUGUUUCUGGAGCAUAUUAAGGCCAGACAAUUCGAGAAUGCGAGUUUGAGUAAGAUUCGCGAUAAAGUCUUACAUGGUGAGGACAAGGAAUCCGUUAUUAAUGAUGAGGGUGCCUUGAGAGUUAAGAGGCGUAUUUGUGUUUCAUGUGUUGAUUUGAUUAAGACAAUUUUAGCGGAGGCUCAUAAUUCUAGAUAUUCCAUUCAUCCUGACACCCAUGGAGAUGUUAAAAAUGGCCCAAAAAAGGAAAGCUUUUGCAUUCUCGUUCUUGAUGUUGCACAAGAUCCAAGGGGUUUCCAGGAACCCCAGGCAUGGCAAACACCAGAGAAGGCUCAAGAUUAUCCUUGA